AUGGACAAGGUCUGGUUCAAGCUGAGGCAUACACACAACCCUGCACCGGAUGAAAAGACACUCGGGACCAGUACGGAGACGGGGCCCAUCCUCCUUGGCCAAUUCAUACCCGAUCUGAAUCAUCUCGACCAGGUCAUCAAUAGAGGUGACAUCAAACCGUUCCCCGGCGAGAUGAAGGUCUGGCACUCUCAGACUAUCAAGUUCAAGUGGGAUGACUCCCAGUCCACGCAAGCUGAUGCAUCAGUAUCCGCAAGGGCCCCUGCUGUCACUGCUGCUGGUGUAGACAUUCAAGCAACUGCCAGUGGGGCCUUUCGGAAAUCAGUUGAGAACUAUUCUGAGUUUGAGAGCUUGGACUGCUACAUCGUAAACCCAGUCAAGUCGUAUGUCAACGAGUAUCUUGCGGGGGGUUCAGUGGCGGACCACGUCAAGUCUGAAAAGACAUUGGGAACAUGGAAGUUGUUCAUGAUCACGGGGAUCAUGAUCGCCCGUGGAGCAAAUACGAGCAACAAGGAGGAGACUCACAAAGAAGGCAAUACCAAAUCAGGCGCGGAGGGCAAUCUCACGAAUGACAGCAAGCAGGCUUCAUCGGGCUCUUCUGUUACGGACUUUGUCUGGGCAAUUAGGCUAGCGAAGUUAUCUAAAUCCUUUGGUCAGGUGAUACUCCAGAGGGACUGGUCGAUGAUAACAGAGUCGGAGGGUGCAACAUUUGGGCCAGGCGAUGACGAAGUAGACGUUGCUGACGUGGUGGCUAGAGAGGGUAUGGAGGAGAUUGGAUUCGUGGUCGAAGAUGAGGAACUGGAACUGGCAUUUGUGCUCAACUAA
Messenger RNA from Fusarium vanettenii 77-13-4, 822 nucleotides. RefSeq lists its product as uncharacterized. Lineage: Eukaryota; Fungi; Ascomycota; Sordariomycetes; Hypocreales; Nectriaceae. The transcript is spliced from 2 exons. The record is from RefSeq and is a predicted model, not a curated record. The coding region runs from base 1 to 822 and encodes 273 amino acids.